AUGCACACCAGAUCCAAAGGACGAGACAACCUCCUAAGUACAAGCGAUCUUGACAAAGCAGAGCAAAACAAACGGUCACGCAGAGUUACUUCGCGAACCAGAAGACAAGAGGUUCCGGACAUGGCAGCCCAACCCCAACAGGAAGGAUUCCCACCCGGACCGGAACAACAAGGUGGUCAGCGAAACAAUCCACCUCUGCGACCUCACCGUCAAAUAGGUGCCGGCGAUGCACCUAACACUCACGAAAACCGUCAAGGCAUAGCCCCGCCGAAUGUGCACAACAACUUCGAAAUCAAACCGCACAUUCUGCAUCAAGUCCAACAAAAGAUCUAUCACGGUCUACCUGAGGAAGACCCGUUGGACCAUCUUGACGAGUUUGACAGAGCAUGUGAUUUGAUCACACAGAAUGGGGUAAGCGAAGACGCAACCAAACUUCGUUUAUUCCCAUUCUCACUUGAUGGCAAAGCUCGCCAAUGGGAAAAGACGAUACCUCGAGGGUCCAUCACAAGCUGGGAUCAGUGCAAGAAAGCCUUCUUGGCUAAGUUCUUCUCCUCAGUCAGAACUGCAAGCUUCAGAACCAACAUCUCAAGCUUCGCACAAAAGCACGGCGAGAGUUUCACAGACGCCUGGGAACGCUUCAAAGGAUAUCAGUCGAAGCAGAUGCUUGACACAGCAAGCCAAGGCAACUUCUUGGCCAGAGACGUCGACGACGGUCUGUUUUUGGUGGAAAACAUGGCAAUGAGCAAUGGUACAUACGGCGAAGAUCAUGACCGCACAAACAGAGGAUCCGUCGAAGCAGAGGAAAAGCACAAGAAGGAACUGAAGGUGCUGAACGACAAGCUUGACAAACUGCUUAUAGUCCAGCAAAAACAGUCGGGUUACUACAAGAACAACCCCAAUAUGUCCUAUCGAAGCACGAAUGUAGAGAACCCCCAGGACCAAGUCUAUCCUCCUCAAGCCAACACGUCUGGUCAAGGAAAGAUGUACCCAACUAAACCACGUGAUGGGUACAACAAAAAUUACCAAGGAGGCUAUCAGAAAAACACCUCUGUUCCACCUGGAUUCGAGGCUAAGCAAGGUCCGCAAGAACCUGGAGUCAAGCAGAUGCUUCAGCAACUACUUCAGGGACAGUCUACCGGAAACGUGGAUCUCAACAAGCGACUAUCUGAGAUCAAUGGGAGAAUCGACUUCUCGCACCACGACCUUCAGACUAAGAUUGAAGCUCUCACAAGUAGAAUCCAUCAGCUUGAACACAAAGGCGGAACAGCUUCCUCAUCCAGAACGCAAGGUCAACUUCCGGAACAGGACCCGCACCAGUCAAUGAGGACAUUGAGGAACAAGAGGAGGAGAUUUCAGUUGAAACUGAAGCCAGCACCUGUGACUGAAGAGGAACCACCAGUUCAAGAGAAAGAGAAAGCACCAGAGGAAGUGCAAAAGAAGAAGAAAGCCCCAGCUUUCGUUCCUCCUCCUUACAAACCGCAACUUCCCUUUCCUGUUCGAUUCAAGAAACAACAGCUUGAGAAAGCUAGAGCCCUGUUUGAUAAGCAAAUAAAGGAGAUUGAUAUUACAAUGCCCUUCUUGGACGCAUGUAUGCUCAUCCCUCCCUAUCAGAAAUUUCUCAAGGACGCUGUAACCGAGAGAAGAAAAGAGGUUCAGGGCAUGGUCGUUCUUUCUCAGGAAUGUAGUGCAAUCAUCACUAGGAAAGUGGUUGGGAAGAAGUUUGAAGAUCCAGGCAGUUUCACUCUUCCUUGUUCUAUUGGUCCUCUGGCAUUCAACCGAAGCUUAUGUGAUCUUGGAGCAGGCGUAUCUGUAAUGCCACUCACAGUAGCUAAAAGGCUUGGGUUCGAGAAGUAUCAAAAGUGCGACGUUUCCUUGGUACUUGCGGAUAGAUCAGUACGCAUCCCAGUGGGUAUGCUCGAGGACUUGCCUGUGCGAGUAGGAAACGUGGAGAUACCCACUGACUUUGUUAUCCUUGAGAUGGAUGAAGAACCCAAGGAUCCGCUGAUCUUGGGAAGGCCCUUUUUGGCAACCGCUGGAGCUAUCAUCGAUGUUCAGAGAGGGAAGAUUGAGCUAAACUUUGGAGAUGACUUCAAGCUCAGCUUCGACAUCAAGAGAUCGAUGAAGAAACCAACCAUUGAUGGACAGCUCUUCUGGGUAGAGACUUUGGAUCAGUUGGCAGACGAGUAUCUAGAGGAGUUAGCCACAGAGGACCAGCUUCAGCUAACCUUGACUGAGAAAGCGGAGGAAAAGAGCUACUUCAACACCGAAUCCUUGGAGUAUGCUCGACUCUUAGACUCCCACAGAGGGACUGUUCCCAAUGACGUGGUUGAGGAAAUCAUAGGACGCUCCGUGAGAGUUGAGGAAAUCCACAAGGUAGAGGCAGAGCACGACCUCGAGCAACCUUCAGACGAUGACUGGAGCGAGCUCAAAGCCCCAAAGGUGGACCUCAAGACCUUACCAGAUGGGCUAAGGUACGCAUUUCUUGGACCAAAUUCAACUUAUCCCGUAAUUGUGAACCAAGAACUUACCCCACCCCAAUUAACCUCCCUCCUUAAUGAGUUGAGGAAGUUCAGGAGAGCAAUUGGUUACUCUUUAGAGGACAUCAAAGGCAUAUCUCCUGAGCUUUGUACUCAUCGCAUUCACCUUGAUAACGAAUCUAAGGGAUCUAUUGAACACCAAAGACGCUUAAAUCCCAACCUCAAAGAGGUGGUGAAAAAGGAAAUCCUUAAGUUGCUUGACGCCGGCGUGAUCUACCCUAUCUCGGAUAGUACUUGGGUCUCGCCGGUACACUGUGUGCCCAAGAAAGGUGGAAUCACAGUAGUCAAGAACGAAAAAGACGAAAUGAUCCCAACCAGAACCAUAACCGGUCACCGAAUGUGCAUAGAUUACCGAAAGCUCAAUGCGGCGACUAGGAAGGAUCAUUUUCCACUGCCUUUCAUCGAUCAGAUGCUUGAGCGGUUGGCAAACCAUCCUUUCUAUUGCUUCCUUGAUGGCUAUUCGGGAUUCUUUCAAAUCCCCAUCCACCCUAAUGACCAAGAGAAAACACCUUCACAUGUCCCUAUGGAACUUUUGCCUAUAAACGUAUGCCCUUUGGAUUGUGUAACGCUCCGGCGACUUUCCAAAGGGUUCUCAAGCGCUGCGAGGAGACGAACCUAG
This is a messenger RNA of Microthlaspi erraticum, 3156 nucleotides long. The record is from the annotation of a GenBank genome assembly. Lineage: Eukaryota; Viridiplantae; Streptophyta; Magnoliopsida; Brassicales; Brassicaceae.